Lotus japonicus is the source of this 2112-nucleotide messenger RNA. RefSeq lists its product as uncharacterized. Bases 101 to 1804 code for a protein of 567 amino acids. Gene Ontology annotation, cellular component: AP-5 adaptor complex. The record is from RefSeq and is a predicted model, not a curated record. The transcript is spliced from 16 exons. Lineage: Eukaryota; Viridiplantae; Streptophyta; Magnoliopsida; Fabales; Fabaceae.
CGGGUUCGCCUCACUCCAAGCAAUUUCAUUCCGCGAAAAAACGAUGAACUGAAAGAAUCGCUCGCAGUUUUUCACAUCGAUCUCGUUCAAUCGCGUAACAAUGUCAGAAGAAGACGAUAGAGGUUGGGAUUUCCACCUCCGAACUCUUUCCAUCAGUGCCAGAGACUCCAACACCGCCAACGAUCCCGCUUCCGAUCCCUCUCUUCUUCAAUCCGUGAAGAAGCUUCAUGGAUUGUGCAAGGCUGAGAAUUCUGAGGACUUGGUAGCUAGGGUUUAUCCUCAGAUUAAUAAGAUUUUUCAGCGUGCCGUGGCUUCGCUUUCGCAAUCUCAAACCUCUAAUGGACUUCUUUUACUCGCAAUUCUUCAGUUUUACCUUGACUUUGGGGAUGUUGUUCUACAUGAUGCUGAUCCUAGUCUCAGGACUUUUUUUCGUUCCUGUUUGAGCAGGGAAUUUGCAGAUCCUGUUGUCGCAGAAGCAAUGCUUGAAUUCCUCAUUACUAACAAGAAGAAGCUUUUAACUUCCUUCCCUAACUUGUUGCCUCAGUUUUUUCCAUUGUUGUUAAAAAUGAUUGCUUGGAAUGGUGAAAGAUUAGAGAAACUAUUUAUGAAAGCCUUUCCGGGAUUGAUAUCACCUGGGUCAUUUAUUCCAUUAUUUCCAUAUUUACUAGACUUGCCGAUUUUGGCAGUGGCAUUGGAAAAGGUGGAGAAAAGCUCAGGACCACUAAUUGGAAGCAGUAUAGCUUCAAUUCAGAAAAAUACUGCUCCUAAGAUGCUACUUGCCCUUAUGGAUGAAGCAUAUACUGGUUCAACUAUAGAAGAUGGCGGAGGAGAUUCUGAAUCUGAGGAUAGCAGUGCAAUCGAUGUAUCUGAUCCUAUAUUCCUGGAGCUUUUAAAGGAUGAAAAUGAUGGUAUCGCUGAACGUCCCUGGUCAUCUCCGAUGAUGACCACAAUAUUGCAGGCCGCAGUCAAUAGUCCUUACUCUGACAGACUGAAAUCAGUACUCAGCAUGGCACCUCAUCUUCUUGAUGUGUACUUCUCCAUAGCAUUGCACGAUGUCAAUGACUCUUUGAUCUGUGCAUUGAUUCCCCUGCUUAUGUCAAGAUAUUCUACAAUAUUUCCAGACAAAAUAUUUUCUUAUGAGGUUCGUAAGCGGCUUUUGGAGUUUAUGCUCUCUUCAUUUCAACGCUCCCCAAAAUUCAUUGCUAUUUUGAAGAAACCUAUAAUGGACAGACUUGGAGAAUAUGACAGCCCAGACAAGACAGAAUUGGCAUUGCAAUUAUGUUGGGCCAUUGGAGAGCAUGGUGGUGGUGGUGGAUCUCACAAAGAUGAAGCCCGUGAGCUUUUUGAGAGUUUAGAACUACUUCUGUAUGAAAACCUCUCCUCAAGUCGUCUGGGCAUGACACAGGAGGUAUUUCUUAGUUCUGAUAAGGAUACCUAUAGAAGGUCAUCACAGUCCAGGCUUUUAUGUUUCGUUGUGACAGCCAUUGCGAAACUUGCUACACAUCAUCGAGAAUUACUCCCAAGAGCACGUGUAGCCUUGGGCAAGGUGGCACGGUCUCGAAUUUCAGAUAUUAGGGUAUGGAGGCGUGCAUGUGAUUACCUGGGUUUGAUGAAAGACCCUGCUAUAUGUUCAUCCAUAUUGGGGCCUUCAAGAUCUUCACAAGGCACUACACAGAAAAUUGGCAGCAUGAACUGGAGUGAAGGUGCAACAAAGAUGAUUGCACAUAUUCCAUUUUACAUUCUAGGAGAACAAGAAGGACCACCUUUUCAUGAUUUCUCUUUCUCAGAUAUCCUCUCAAGAUGAUGGAAGCUAAAAUUGUGCCUGUAAAGAUCUUCUUUUCCUUUUCAUUGUAGUCAUCUUCGUGUCAUUCUGGUCAAAUCUAAAAUGUUCUUAGCCUUUCCAUCAGUAUGCUAUUAGUUUUUCUGUCCCAAACAUUAAUAUAAAGUAAAAAAGAGAAUGUUACAUUCUGUGCAUGAAUUGUUUCAGAUCUUUACGAAAUUAUACUCUGAAGUUAUGAAAUAUUAUGUUGAUGAUGACAUUGAGAUGUAGAGAAAAUAAAAUUUGUAAAUUAUUUGAUGCCUGACGGUUGAUUCAUUUUGCCCUUCCCUUUC